This is a messenger RNA of Salvia splendens (bonfire salvia), 492 nucleotides long. RefSeq lists its product as uncharacterized. Lineage: Eukaryota; Viridiplantae; Streptophyta; Magnoliopsida; Lamiales; Lamiaceae. The record is from RefSeq and is a predicted model, not a curated record. Bases 1 to 492 code for a protein of 163 amino acids. The transcript has 3 exons.
AUGGCGAUGCUCCUCAUCGCCGCAAUGACCCUAGCAAUGGCGGAAGACAAUCCGCACCCUAUAUCAACGCGGGUGGUGACGUUCUAUGACAUCCUCAGCUCCCACGGCCUCCCUAUCGGCAUAUUCCCAAAAGGCAUCUCCGAUUUCUCCGUGGACCCCACAUCUGGCGGCUUCCGCCUCCGCUUGCCGUCUCCUUCGCCGUGCGAAACCGUGUUCGAGACGCGCCUACGGUACGAAUGCGACAUCACCGGCCGCAUCAGCUACGGGAGGAUUUCUGAUUUGACAGGUGUUACGGCUCAGGAGUUGCUUCUAUGGAUCCCGGUGGUUUCGAAGCAGUUCUCCCUCUCGCUCUUCGAGACGCUCAAGGAUUGUACAUCUCCGGAGGAGAUCGAUGGUUACGCUGAUAUGCUGAAAAUUCCUCAGGAAGCUGAGUUGUGGUAUAAUGUUGAUGCAUUGAGAAGGUGGUGGUUUGUGCUUGUGGCUUUUGAAUGA